This is a messenger RNA of Rhincodon typus (whale shark), 11658 nucleotides long. RefSeq names its product sortilin-related receptor, L(DLR class) A repeats containing (gene sorl1). Gene Ontology annotation, molecular function: protein binding. The transcript is spliced from 49 exons. The coding region runs from base 278 to 6934 and encodes 2218 amino acids. NCBI's taxonomy places the organism in Eukaryota, Metazoa, Chordata, Chondrichthyes, Orectolobiformes, Rhincodontidae. Gene Ontology annotation, biological process: post-Golgi vesicle-mediated transport; protein targeting to lysosome; protein retention in Golgi apparatus. Gene Ontology annotation, cellular component: membrane; Golgi apparatus. The record is from RefSeq and is a predicted model, not a curated record.
AGCAACCCGUGACAGUGACAGGAGAUGUUCUUGCUCUAAAAAUGAUAUGGAGCCCUGAGGGUUGGAACGUCCCAGAGAGAAAGAUGCUGCCAAACCUGCUGAGCCUCUUCAGCCCGCCCUCUCUUCCCCUCAGGCACCGCCUCCCCCCGCCAAAAAAGACUUAGCGUCAGGCAAUUAAAGGGGCGGGAACAGCCAGAGAGAGAGAGAGAGAGAGAGAAAGAAAUAAAUCCGCCGUCAGAAAAAAAACAAUCCAGCAGAGAUCACCAGCGGCGUUAAGAUGGCGGCUGGAGGUGUUAGAAUCCGGUGCGUUUUAACCCUGCUGCAGCUUCUGCUGGCCUGCGGCGCGGCCCGGCGGCCCUUCUUCACCUCGCAGACGCUGCACUUGGCCGGGGCUGGCGACCCUCAGGAGCGGGGCUUCUUCACGGUGGCGGCCGGCUCCAGGCAUCGAGGUCCGGGCACGGCGCUGCCGCCGGAUCGCGACCACAUUCGGAGCAACCUGAGGGGGCAGAACCAUCGCCACCGGUGGCGCAGGAGCAUAGACGGAAAGGAGCAACUGCAGGUCUUCGGACAGGUGAACCUCAAUGAUUCGCACAAUCAAAUGGUUGUUCACUGGGCUGGAGAAAAGAGCAAUGUGAUAGUGGCACUUGCCCGGGACAGUCCAAUUUUGCAGGGACCUCACACCAGUUCUGUGUAUGUUUCAUAUAAUUAUGGAAAGACCUUCAAGAAAAUCAAUGAGAAGUUCAAGCUAGAAGAUGAAUCAAAAAGCCAAACAGUUAUUGCUCAGUUUUACCAUAGUCCAGCAGAUAAUAAACGGUACAUGUUUGCAGAUAUCAAAAAUCACUACUUGUGGAUCACUUUCAACUUUUGUAAUGAUAUUCAAGGCUUCCAAAUUCCAUUCAGUCCUACUGAUCUUCUUAUGCAUAGUCGGGAUUUGAAUCUUGUGCUGGGAUAUGACAGUUCUCAUCCAAACAAACAGCUUUGGAAAUCGGAUGACUUUGGACGAACUUGGAUUUUGAUUCAAGAGCAUGUCAAAUCUUUCUACUGGGGUGUGGAACCAUAUGACUUGCCUACUACAGUUUAUGUUGAACGACAUGAGCCAAUGGGUUCCUCCAGUGUCAUUAAAAGCAUAGACUUCUUUCAGACUGAUGAAAAACGUGAGAUCCUGUUGGAAGGAGUUGAUGACUUUCAGUUACAAGACAAAUACAUGUUUGCCACAAAGAAGGUGCAUCUCCUAGGGAGCAGUGACCCAGUGACAGUACAGUUAUGGGUCUCAUACAAUCGGAAACCCAUGAAACGAGCACACUUCCUCACAAGAUAUCAUAUAGAGGAGUAUUAUGUGGCUGAUGCAUCGGAAGAUCAGGUGUUUGUUUGUGUCAAUGUCAACAGUAAUGUGACCAAUCUCUAUAUCUCUGAAGCAGAGGGCCUGAAAUUUUCCCUUUCUCUGGCAAAUGUACUGUAUUACAGUCCAGAAGGUGCCGGAAGUACAACUCUCGUGAGAUACUUUGCAAAUGAGCCAUUUGCAGAUAUUCAUCGUGUAGAAGGACUACGGGGCGUCUACAUUGCCACCCAGAUGAACGGGUCUUACACUGAGGAGAACAUGAGAUCAGUGAUAACUUUUGAUAAAGGUGGAACCUGGGAACUGUUGCAGGCACCAGCCUUUGGUAGUGAUGGUGUUAAAAUCAACUGUGAGUUAAACCAAGGAUGUUCACUCCAUCUGGCACAGCGUUACAGUCAAUUGCUGAACUUCCAGCUUCGCAGAAUGCCCAUUCUUUCCAAAGAGUCAGCACCAGGCCUGAUUAUUGCUACAGGUUCCAUUGGGAAGAACUUGGCAAACAAACCAAAUGUUUAUGUCUCAAGUAGUGCUGGAGCUCGAUGGCGUGAGGCCCUUGAAGGUCCCCACUAUUAUUCUUGGGCUGACCAUGGAGGAAUCCUGUUAGCAAUUCCUCAGGGCUCCCCUACCACUCAACUGAAGUACAGUACCAAUGAGGGAGAGACAUGGAAGAUUUUUAACUUCACUGAAAAGACUGUUGUGGUAUAUGGAUUACUUACUGAGCCUGGAGAGAAAAGCACUGUCUUCACAAUAUUUGGCUCAUACGCCCAACAGUCCCAUAGUUGGCUAAUACUGCAGAUCAAUACAACAUUAGCAUUGGGAGUACCUUGUUCUGAGACGGAUUACAAACUGUGGUCUCCCUCUGACGAGCAUGGGAAUGAAUGUUUGCUUGGUCGGAAAGUUGUGUACAAGCGAAGAACUCCACAUGCCACCUGUUUUAAUGGUGAAGACUUUGACAGACCAAUUACAGUUAACAACUGCUCCUGUACAAGGGAAGACUAUGAAUGUGACUUUGGCUUCAAGCUGAGUGAGGACUUGUCGUCGGAGGUCUGCACCCCUGAUCCAGAAUUCACGGGCAGUGUGUACGCUCCCCCUGUCCUCUGCCCUGCUGGCUCCACGUACAAGCGAACAAAAGGUUACCGAAAAAUUUCAGGUGAUACCUGUAGUGGAGGUGAUGUUGAGGCUCGUUUAGAGGGUGAAGUGCUGCCCUGUCCUGUGGGAGAGGAAAAUGAGUUCCUACUUUAUGCUCUCAGGAGCUCUAUUCAUCGCUAUGAUCUUUCCAAGGGCACAGAUGAGGUACUGCCACUUCAGGGUCUACGAGGCACUGUAUCUUUGGAUUUUGAUUAUGAAAACAACUGCAUUUAUUGGGCAGAUAUUUCACAGGAUAUUAUCCAGCGCUUGUGCUUAAAUGGAAACACUACCCAGGAUAUAAUAAUCAAAGAUGGUCUACAAACUGUGGAAGCAUUGGCCUUUGAUCCCAUCAGCCAGCUUCUUUACUGGAUAGAUGCCGGAGCCAAGAAACUCGAGGUUUCAAACCCUGAUGGAGACCUUCGUCUUACUCUGCUGAAUUCCACUGUAUUAGACCAUCCGCGGGCACUUGUGCUAGUUUCUAAUGAAGGCCUGAUGUUUUGGACAGAUUGGGGUGAUGAUGCACCAGGCAUUUACAGAAGUGGGAUGGAUGCAUCUAAUGUCACUCGAAUCAUCACUACCAGCAUUAAAUGGCCUAAUGGAAUUACAGUGGAUGGUUCUUGGAUCUACUGGACUGAAGCCUAUGUUGACCGAAUUGAACGAGCCGAUUUCAAUGGUCAUCAGAGAUCUGUAGUGAUACAGAACCUUCCCCAUCCGUAUGCCAUUAGUGUUUUCAAGAAUCAGAUCUACUGGGAUGAUUGGUCUGAAAUGAGCAUCUUCAGAGCAAAUAAGUAUGAUGGCUCGGAUGUGGAGCCCCUGGUUACUGGCUUAACUGGAGUCAUGGAUAUGAAGGUUUUCUACAAAGACAGGACAACAGGGGAGAAUGCAUGUACAGAGAAGACUUGCAGCUUGAUCUGUCUUCCCAAACCCUUUGGUAAGAGAUGUGUGUGCCCUGAGGGAGUGAAGAGCACAAUUUUACCAUCUGGAGAUGUUCAUUGUGAGUGCCCCCAUGGUUACUCAUUAAGAAAUAACAUCUGUGUGAGACAAGAACAUACUUGUCUGCCUAACCAGUACAGGUGCUCCAAUGGCAAAUGUAUCAGCAGCAUUUGGAAAUGUGAUAAUGAUAAUGACUGUGGUGACUAUAGUGACGAAAGAAAUUGUCCAACGGCUGCUUGUGAUCCUGACUCUCAGUUUAAAUGUCGGUCAUCUGGGAUGUGCAUUCCACUUUCAUACAGAUGUGAUCGUGAAGAUGACUGUGGGGAUGAUAGCGAUGAGGAACAGUGCUCUGUGAACAACUGUAAGAGUGGUGAGUUUGUUUGUGCCACUGGCAUGUGUAUACGCUUGUCUUGGAGAUGUGAUGGGGACAAUGACUGCCGAGAUUGGUCAGAUGAACUGAACUGUACCUCAAGUAAACACACCUGUGACUCCAGCAACUUUUCAUGCCGCAAUGGACACUGUAUCCCACGUAGGUGGAUUUGUGAUGGGGAUGAUGAUUGCCGUGAUGGAUCUGAUGAAGAUUUAACUCUCUGUGGAGAGACGCCCUGUAAUGGAUUUAGCUGUGAUAAUGGUAGCUGUAUUGCGAUGAUCAAGCGUUGCAAUGGUGUACCAGACUGUUUAGAUAGAUCAGAUGAGCAAAACUGCAAUCCAUUGUGUUCUCAGUAUAUGGAUUUUGUCUGCAAGGAUAGUCGUGGAUGCCUACACAGCUUCAUGGUGUGUGAUGGAACCCCACAAUGCGAAGAUGGUUCAGAUGAAGAUCCAAACUACGCUCACUGUUCCCAGACAGGAGAGUUCAAUAGAACUUGUGAACCCUUCAGUUUCAGAUGCUUGAAUGGGAUGUGCAUUAGCAUGGAAUGGAAGUGUGAUGGGGUCGAUGAUUGUGGAGACUACUCUGAUGAAGCAAAUUGCCAAAAUCCUACUGAAGCACCUUCUUGCUCAAGAUAUUUUCAUUUUACCUGUCGGAAUGGAAAUUGUGUUCCAACAUGGUGGAAGUGUGAUCGUGAGAAUGACUGUGGAGACUGGUCUGAUGAAGAUGACUGUCCUGGUUGGAAUCCUGUUCAACAUACGACUGAGGCUCCUUUGAGUUGUGGUCCCAACCACUUCCGAUGUAAUGUUGGAGGAUGUAUUAUAAACAGUUGGGUGUGUGAUAGAUAUGAAGACUGCACGGAUGGUUCUGAUGAGGAAGGUUGUCCCACUUUUCCAGCAAGCGUAACAACCACUUCCACCACUACUGUACAUCCAGCUGGAAAGUGUAGCUCUUCAGAAUUCCGUUGUGUUCGAGGCCAUAACUGUAUCCCCAACUGGAAGCGAUGUGACAGCCACAGGGACUGCCGUGAUGGCUCGGAUGAAGUCAACUGUCCUACCCAUGUUCCAUUACGGUGUUUGAAUGAAACGGUUUGUGAGGAUGGAGAGACUUGCAUAAGCCAACUGGAACGCUGUGAUGGAUUUCUGGACUGCUCUGAUAACAGUGAUGAGAAGAACUGCUCAGCUGAUAAUGUAUCAUACAAAGUUCAAAAUUUACACUGGGCAGUUGAUUUUCGUGGUGCAAUUUCUUUAAUGUGGGAGAGCCCAAAGAAUUUGCCACCAUCGUGUACCUAUGUUGUACUGUACAGUUUGGUUGGUGAUGACUGGAAGAGCUUAGAUGCUGGUGACAAAACUACAGUUGUUUUAACUGUUAUGAAACCUGACACAACCUAUCAACUGAAAGUACAAGUGCACUGCCUUCUUAAGACCUACAGCCCAACUGAUAGUAUUAUAUUGCGUACACCAGAGGGCUUACCUGAUCCACCACAACAUCUCCAGCUGUCUUAUAGCGAAAUGUAUGAUGGUACUAUAUUCUGCCAGUGGAGUCGCCCUAUCAAUGCACAUGGCCUGAUUCGGGAGUAUAUUGUGUCAUACAGCAGGCAUGGAUCGAAUGUAUGGACUUCCCUGGAAUCCACUGAAAACCACAUAAACAUUAGAAAUUUGGAGAUGGACGUUAUGUAUGUAGUCAGGGUUGCAGCUGUUACAAGUUAUGGGAUUGGCAAGUGGAGUGAAUACAAAACUAUUAUGACAAAGAAAGGUCAAGCAAUUCCAGUGCCAACAGUUACAGUCACAAGUAUAAAGGAAGAUUCUAUUGACUUGAAAUUACAGAUGGAUGCCAAUAUUAAGGUGGCAAGCUAUGCAGUUGAUGUGUCAUGGAUAUUUGAUACUCAUAUAAAAGAGAAGUGGUCAUGGGUUGUUGAUACAGUUCAAAAAGUUGAUGGGCCAGUUACCUUACCUAUUUCCAAUUUAACUGCUGGUACAAAUUAUGAGAUUUCCACUUGGGCUAAAACUGAUGCUGGUGAUAGCCCGAUCUCUUUUGUACGUAUUAAAACGAAAGGAACCAGUCCAGCUCCUCCGAAACUUAAUGCAGUUCCAGUCAAUCAGACUGCUGUGGAGUGCACUUGGAAUGGCCCAAAGAAUGUGGUUUAUGGAGUUUUCUUUGCUACGUCAUUCUUGGAGUUGUACCGAAAUCCAAAAAAUGUCACAUCAAGCAUUAAUAACCUAACGGUGACUGUGAGCAGUGAUGAGCAGUAUCUGUUUUUGGUUCGUGUUGUCAUCCCAUAUUUUGGACCACCCUCUGAAUACAUUGUUGUUAAAAUGAUUCCUGAUAACCGACUGCCACCUCGCCACUUGCAUGUCGUGAAAGAGGACAAGACAUUUGCCGUACUGAAGUGGCAACCUCCAUAUGACCUGCUGACUGAACGUUUAACCUAUGCAGUUUUUGUGAAAGAUACUAUCCGUAAAAGUGAGAAGAAUUACAAAGUGAGCUCAAUGAACAACACGGUAGAAUAUAUAGUGAAGCAACUGGAACCAGGUGGAAAAUACAGUGUUGUCAUCAGACUGCUUAACAUGAGCAAGGAAGCAAGUGUCCCUUUAAACCCAGUUCCUCUGUCAGCACCAGAGUCACUGAAAAUCUUACCAGAGAAAGACCACAUCCUGCUGUUCUGGAAAAGCCUCAAAUUAAAAGAAAAGAACUUUAAAGACAGCAGGGGAUAUGAAAUCCACAUGUUUGAUCAUGCGACUAAUACAACGGUAUGCCUUGGGAAUACAACAGAUAACAUCUUCGAGAUUUCUGAUCUGAAGCCUGGCCACAACUAUACAUUCACAGUGCAAGCCAGAUGCUUGUACAAUGGACAGAUUUGUGGUGAACCUGCUUCCCUGCUGUACGAUGAACUUGGAAACGAUCCUUCAGCUUCCAAAAAUCCCAAAUCCACAGAUGUAGCAGCCAUUGUGGUACCAGUAAUGUUCCUGCUUCUGGUGAUGUUAGGUGUUGGAUUUAUUGUGUUAUAUGUUCGUCAUCGAAGGCUCCAGAACAGUUUCACAGCUUUUGCCAAUAGUCACUAUAAUUCUCGACUAGGAUCGGCUGUGUUUUCUUCAGGUGAUGAGCUAGGCGAUGAUGAAGAUGCACCAUUGAUUAACGGUUUUUCAGAUGAUGUGCCGAUGGUACUUGCAUGAAGACCUUGCCACGUACAAGCAGUGCAAGAUUUCUUUGAAGAAGUUUCAGGAGCAGAAAAAAAAACCCUUUUUAAAAAAUGCACUUUUCUGAGUUGCAAUACAUUAUUUUUAUAUGGACCAAAAUUUAAAAUUUAUUGCAGUAAGCUGUAAUACUUAGGUAAGAAUGCAAGAUAAAUAGUGCAGUCCUGGUCCCUGACUGUAGGCUUUUGCACAGCUGUGCUUGUGUUGUUCGCCUUCAGGCACCGUUUAAUUUUCAGGUUAUUUGUUUGGUGGAUGUUACAGCUGCAGAUUCUCUUUCUGAUGGUCUGUAGAUGCCAUUGCAUACACAAAAAGGUUAGGUUUCAAUAUCAAAUCUGAUUUUCCAAGACAUCAAUAUUGAUUUAAAUCACUUUUUAAAAACUAUAGCAUCAUUAAUGAAAUAAAAUAAAGUCACACAACUGAUGUUAACAAUUAUACAGUUAUUACAAUGAUUGAAUUUGCUCAAUGAUUUUAAUUUAAAAUUAAAAAUAGUUUUUAAGUACCAAAAGGGAAAAUCUGAUCCAUUAUGCAAUAGAACCUUCUAUGGAAAUUGAGUAGUUCAGUGGGGCAGUGCAUUUAAUAUUUUCACUAUUUCUUUGUUUGAACUUGAUACUCUGUCAAUAUUUUCACAUCAAAUUGAUCAAAUAAUCUAUAUAAAAAGAGAGGGUGUUUGGCAAAUUGCAGAAUAGUUUCCAACAACACAAAGGUUGCAAAUACAGUCUGCUAUAAUAUUAAAUUUACAUUGCUUGCAGUUUGAAGUCCUGUGGUGUCUACUGUUAAAUCAUGAUAAUUUUAAUAUAGUUAAUGCAUAUCCUAACAAAACUCAGUUUCACAAAAACAUCUUGGGUUGCUGACUUGAUUGUAUGCCAGAUUCAAUCCUAAAAUGAUUCUGUACAGAAGAAAUCAUUGAACAUGGGGCUGCACUUUGAAAGGGCCAUCCAAUUAAUCCUGAAGUCCAUUAAUUUUUUUUUUCUACUUUUGACAGUUUAACCAAUGCCUUUUUGAAAGUUAUUGCUGAAUCUAUUUCUGUCAGCAUGUACCAGAUCAUUGUAACUCGCCAUUUUUUUAAAAAGGAAAUAAGAUUUUCUGUAUCUUUCUACUGACUCUUUUGCCAAUGUCAUGACAGUGUCACUAAUGAAAGUGCACUGAUUCUUGAGCCCCGCUACUCAUGAGGUUGUCACAGAAGUUAAAGAUUUAAUUAGAGUACUCAAAUUCCCAAUUUGCCUGUCUGAUGGAAUCAGGUUAACAGAAAACUCUGACCAGGCUUCUGUACUAAACAAGAAACUGCUAUUUAUUACAAAGAAACUGGUUCUAACCACAAUUAAGCAAAACAUACUUUUUUUUUUUAACAUACUUUGUUAACAUACAACUCUGCUAGCUGAAAUUAUAACUCCUUAAACUCACAUACAGUCAGACACAAAUAGACAGACAAACAAACAUGAAUCAAGUCUUGUUUCUUCAUUGUGGAACAUUUUAUUUUUCAAGGGAUACCCAAAUUUCUGUUAAAAAGAAAACUGAUGAGUUCAUGUUCUGUAUGUGUUCCUGAUGUCUUCACUCAGACGUCAAAUUCCAUCAUUUAAUGAAAUAAUUUAAUAUUCUUAAAACCUUCAGUUUUUUUAAUCCAACUGCAUGUGUUCUUGAAAACAUUAACCAAAGUAUAUUUUUUUGGAUCUAAUCAUCUUCUAGAAUCUCUCUUCAGCCACAAAACCUGUGUAUAAGCCAGUCUCUUGCACUUUUGAGCUAGACGCGGUUGUCUGAAGAGCUUGCAAUUGCCCGCUAAUUGAUGGCAUUGGAGCAACAGUUCUUUUGGUUGGCUUGAAGCCAGAAUUGGCAGAAAUAAGUCUUUGUGUCCUUUGCAGGAUUUCUUGGUAGCCCAGGAACUUGUGUGUGAGCAGAUAGGUCAAAACAAAUGUGCCAGUCCUGUUUGUCUUACAAUUAACUCCAACUAAUAACUGAAAUAGAACUGUUCAUUAAAAGAUUGUUAUUAUUCUCUUACAGCCAUCAAAGCGCACUCACUCUCAUUCUGUCUGUCUCUAUUUGCGUCCCUACACCUCACCCGCCCCAAAAUUCAAUAUGCUGUCCAAACAAUUUAUGAUUCACAUCAACACCUGGACUAUAACUGUGAAAUUAAAUUGUUUUCAUCCUUUUAACUGGGAUAAGUUCAUGGACCAUCAGUAAGUUGCAUUUGGCAAACUUAUGCUUUUAAAUUCUCAUUUUAGAAAAAUCAAACAAUCUUUGUUACAGUGAGACAUUAUAAAUUCAGUGGUUAUAUUUUUGAAUUGACAUAUAGAUUGAAUUUAGUAGGUUUGGUUUUAAUUGUCUAUAGUUCAUAAUGGAGACUGUAAUGUAAUGAUACAUGAUUAAAUGAUGACUGAAACAAAAUGAUUGAGUUCAUUUUAAGCUUUAGAUUUUAAUUGGUGAGGCAUGAUAAUAGCUUGGCCAUCAGAAACAGAGUGCAGCUUCAGUUUUGAUCCUGCUACAAGGCUGCUGGGAGUUGCCAAUUCUGUGUCAUUUUCUGAUCAUGGUUUCAACAUUAGUAAGAAUGUAAUUAUUUUAUUGUUGCUAAAGGAUGUUUGGAAGGGUACAGUUCCCCAAAUUUUAUACAGAUGCCCAACACGCUGCAAGCUGGUACUAAUUCCCUCCACUGGACCAAAUAUUCCAUGAGUCACACUGCAAAAACAUUCAGAGGGCUGUAGUUUUGUUUUCUCUAGCAUUCAACCCCAGCUAUAAAGGAUGAAGAAGCAUUUAUGCCUUCACUAUAGGCCAAAUGCGAAAUCUGUUAAAGUAUGGUGUCCUGGUUGUUUCUUAAUUACAGUGUGCAUGAUGGUUGCAGUUCUUAAAGCGUUGUUGGUUGGAUCGUCAAGCUUCCCUCUUCUAACAACUAAAUUGCAGUUGGCUUUUUGUCAGACCAAACAAACUAAAUUACAGAAUUUUCCAAUAUAGUCCUUCAUAAUUGUACUUUGUUGAGGGAGGAUUUAGAAUCAUCAUUAUUCCAGGUUUUCGUGGUUCUUCAGUAGUUCUGAGUCAUAUUUUUACUGGAAAAAAACCUGAACUGCCCACAUCAAAUAUAGAUGAUUUCCCUUAUACCCUCUUAACCAUGUAAUGUAAUUCUCCAAAUAUGUUUACAUAAUUUGAAUUGUCAAUGAAAUGUCGAACAACUCUAAUGUCCCUUGUGAAAAAGCAUUUACUGUUCAAUUCUAUUUUGGCAAACCAGCAAAUAAUGUGUCACAAAUAGAGAACUGGCCAGAGAAUUGCAGUUGUUUCUUUUAGCAUGUUUCUUGAUUUCAGAAAGUAGAUUUGGUUUAACUAGUAAUUCAUACUUCUGUCAAUCAGAGCUUUUGUCACUUUGCCUCUUGAGCAUAGCUGUAAACUAUUAAAAAGAACUUACAUAUGACAAGUCUCUUAACUAUAAUUUUGCUCAAAUGAAUGGGUUUGCUUAUAUAAGCAAAUAUCUGAGGACAAAUAUCUCAAAAGAAUUUUGAAAAUUCACCUCCCUUUUCAAAAAUAUCAAAGUAUAUAGUUUGGAUCACACUAACACACAGCCUUGGUCAUUUCCCUACUGUAUGGUAAUGUUGAACUUGAUCACAACUUGUGUGGAAUUUUGCCAAAUGUGCAUUAUGUGAAGGAAAAAAAAAUGUUCUUUUGGUAAUUGUGUUUCUUCUUGAGCUGGCAAGCCAUCGUGUGAUUGCUGACAACCUGCUGUCUUGCAUUAGUUUAGCUUCACUAUGUGGUAGUGUUUAGGUCUGUGUUAUAGUUACUAUCUGAAAUGGAGCCAUUUUUAUUGAUCUAUAAUUUGUUUGCAUUUUAUUUAAGUCACAUGAAUGUACUAUUUUACUGCUGGGUGCAUGGAGGGGAAGUCCAGCAGGGCUGCUUGUUUUAACAUAUGGUACUACUUUUUAAAGUUUUGUGUUUUCAUUUAAUUUUCUUGCCUUAAAACUGGAGUUUUGUUUUAAGAAAAUGCUUAAAAGCCUUUAAUCAUUCUGCCAUAUCUGCCUUACUAAGUAAAACUUAAGUGGUCUGUAAUUUUGUGCAUCAGCCUUCAAUGAUUCCAACGUUUGAAUUGCACAUAUGGAUACACAUGGUCAACUCCAUCAGCCAGCCACCAGAACCUGAGUGGUUUUGGUGUGUCCGUUCUGCUUCAUUUUUGUAAAAAAAAAAAAAAAAAAUUGAUUGCUUCAACUUGUAGAGAAGGAAAAUGCAUAUCAAAUUCCAAAGUUGCAGAUUGUACAAUGCACAAUGUACAACGAUGGGGUGUUUUGUAUAAAUGGAAAAUGUUUUUAAAAAAUGUAAAUUUUGGGAAAUAUUGCUGUGGAUCUAUUUUUAUGUUUGGUAGUGUUUAAUUACAGCACAGUAGACUGUUUGCAUGGGAAUGUGGAGGGUACCUCCUAUAUAAUGACUACACAAGUCUAGUGUCACACAUGAUGUUCUAUGUAAAAAUAAAUGCAACAAAGGAAACCUUGAAUUAAGCAUAGCUGUGCCAGAAAUCAACCAUAUUGAUGGUACUGAAGAAAUCAGGUUCAGAUUUUUCAUUGUUUUUGAUUUUCAGGCUGUUGUGCUGUGAGACUUUGCACUAAUAGAAUGUUGGACAAAUUGUGUAACAAACCUCUGAAUUCUUUAAUCACCAAUUGCUGUACACUUUUGGAAGGGGUGCCAUGUGCUUUAAAUGUGAAUUUUUUUCACUUAAUAAAUCUCACUUGGGUCAAGAA